AUGCUCGCCCAGCUCUCAGCACCCAUGCUGUGCCAGCAGGGGGGCCAAGCUAUCUGGCUUGGGUCUUCCCCGGUGGCGGUGGCGGUGACAGCCCCUUCUGGAUGGGUGUGUCCCCCGGGGGCGGCCACGGCCCAACCCCCGCCCCUCGGGCCUAGCCGGCGGCGGGCACCUCCCGAGGACUCGCGCGUGUCCUCCCCAGCCCGCCUGCUCCGCGCCGCCGGCCUCCGCCCGCCCCGGGGGGUCGGAGUCCGCCCCUUCGCGCGGUCUGUGGCGGGGGGUCCGCGGCCCGCCUCGGCCGUGGGCGCGGCCCCCGAAUGCCCGGCCAGCGCGCCGCUCCGGCCCCGCCAGGCCCAGGCCGGGCCCCGCCAGCCCCGCGGCCUCCCGCGCCGGCGUGGAGAGGCGGUCCGACCCGGCCCCGCGCCCCGCGCCUGGCCGCCCGCACCUGCCGCCCACUCACCGCGCGCGCGCGCCGGGCCGGCCGAGCCGCCGCCGGACGCCGGGGCGGGCCGGGCCUGCGCGCCCCGCGCUACACAAAGUGACGGCCCCGGAGCUGCGCGGCGGCGGCGCGUGGGCACCGGAAGUGCCGCCGCCGGGCCCCGCCCCGCCCGCGCCCACGGGGGGCCACUUCCGGUCACGCGGGGUCGAGCGCGGCUCCCGGAGGGGGCGUGCGUGGAGGGCAAGGAAACGCCCCUGGUGCGAGGGAGGGCGCUCCGGGUCCUGGAUCCCGCCCCACCCCUGGGGACCCUGGUGCCCAACUCCUGGGAACUCCAGGGUCCUCUGCCCCGACCCAAGACCUCCACUCCUCCCCUGGGAACCCCAGCGCCCCCUUCUCUGACCUGA
Messenger RNA from Lutra lutra (Eurasian river otter), 840 nucleotides. Its product is annotated as basic proline-rich protein-like. Bases 1 to 840 code for a protein of 279 amino acids. NCBI's taxonomy places the organism in Eukaryota, Metazoa, Chordata, Mammalia, Carnivora, Mustelidae. The transcript has 2 exons. The record is from RefSeq and is a predicted model, not a curated record.